GAAAUGUUCGGCCCUGGUUACGCACUUCGAGUUUUGUCACGCAAAGUGAAUCAAUAUCGAGCAGUUAUAUUUGGAAAGUUGAUUCAAAGAGAGUAUAUUAUAGCAACGAAGAAGAUGAAUUUCGAUUAUCCACUAGUCUGUCGCAAUGAGAAAGCAUUUGACGAGUAUCAUGGUCAAAAGAUAGCAGAUCCGUAUAGAUGGCUUGAAGAUCCUGAUAGUAGCGAUACAAAGACCUUUGUAGAAAAUCAAAAUAAAAUUUCAGAACCUUUUAUUCAAGCUUAUCCAUUUAGAAAACAAUUACACGAUACGAUUAAGAAAAUGUGGGAUUAUCCUAAAUAUGGAUGUCCUAGAAAGAGAGGAGAUAAUUAUUACUAUUCUUACAAUACUGGUUUACAGAAUCAGAGUGUUAUCUACUGUCAAAAGACUUUGGAUAGCGAAGCAGAAGUUUUCUUUGAUCCAAAUACUCUAUCAACUGAUGGAACCGUUGCUCUCAGUUCAACGGCAUUCUCGAAAGAUAAUAAGCACUAUGCAUUUGGUUUAAGUGAACAAGGUUCAGACUGGCUAACGAUAAAAGUUAAAGAUGUUGCUACUAGAAUUGAUAAAGAUGAUUUACUUAAAAAUGUGAAAUUUACCAGUCUUUCUUGGACGCACGAUCAUAAAGGGUUUUUUUAUAAUAGAUACCCAAAGUCUGAAGGUAAAGCUGAUGGAACAGAGACUGAUAUGAAUCUUAAUCAUAAGCUGUAUUAUCACUUUGUGGGAGAUGAUCAGUCUCAAGAUGUUCUUGUUGCCGAAUUUCCUGAUAAUCCAAAAUGGAUGAUCGGCGCAGAAGUAACAGACGACGGACGUUACGUUGUUCUUUCGAUUGCGGAAGGAUGCGAACACGUUAAUCGACUUUAUUUCGUUGAUUUAAAAGAUCUCGGUGACAAGUCGAUUAAAGAGUUUGGCAAAGUCUUGCCAUAUACUAUAAUUGUUGAUAAUUUUGAUGCUGAAUGGGAAUAUAUCACAAAUAAUGGGACCAUGUUUGUUUUUAGAACAAAUAAGGAUUCUCCAAGAUCUAAAUUAGUCACUAUUGAUAUUUCUAAAGGCAUAUCGUCUUUAAAAGAUCUCGUUCCUCAACACGAAAAAGAUGUUCUAGAGUGGAGUGCAUGUGUAAGAGAUGAUUUGUUAAUUCUUUGCUAUAUCCGUGACGUUAAAAACGUGUUGGAAGUAAGGGAUGUAAAGACCGGUAAACUACUUAAAGAUUUACCAUUACCAAUUGGGUCCAUAACAUCAUUCGAAGGAAGAAAAGAGCAGAGUCAUAUGUUCUAUGGAUUUACUUCUUUUCUGGAACCAGGUAUUAUUUAUCAAGUUGAUUUUACGAAGCCCCAAAGCGAAUGGAUUCCAACAAGAUGGAAACAAAUCGUAGUUCCUAAUUUAAAAUCUGACGAGUUCGAAACAGAACAAGUAUUUUACGAAUCUAAAGAUAAGGCGAAAAUUCCCAUGUUCAUCGUCAAGCAUAAGAACGUGAAAAAAGAUGGAAAAGCCCCGGCUCUAGUUUACGUUUACGGUGGUUUUAACAUAUCGAUCAUGCCGAGUUUUAGCGUGUCCAGAAUUGUUUGGAUGUUGAAAUGCGGUGGUAUUUUAGCUGUGGCAAAUAUUCGUGGUGGAGGCGAAUACGGCGAAGACUGGCAUCAUUUAGGAACGAAAGAAAAGAAAUUUAACUGUUUCGACGAUACGGCCUAUGCUACGAAGUAUCUUUCAAAUAAUGGUUAUAGUUCUAGUGAUAGAAUUGCAAUUCAAGGAGGAUCGAACGGUGGUUUAGUCGUAUGCGCCACAGCAAAUAGAUAUCCUAGCGAUUUCGCGGCUGUUAUCUCUCAAGUUGGAGUUUUAGAUAUGCUCAAAUUUCAUAAAUUCACCAUUGGUCACGCCUGGACAACUGAUUAUGGUUGCGCGGAUAUUGAGGAAGAUUUCAAGUAUAUAAAAGAAUUUUCACCACUUCACUCAAUUCCGUCCACUACUGCCUGUAGUAGAUAUCCAUCAACUCUAAUCUUAACUGCUGACCAUGACGACAGAGUUGUACCACUUCACAGUUUAAAAUUCACAGCUGAACUUCAACAUGUUCAAGGUGGUAAUUCGAAGAAAAACAAUAAACCACUAAUAGCUUUAAUCGAUACCAAAGCUGGCCACGGAGGUGGUAAGCCAACUGGAAAAAUCAUUGAAGAAUUGGUUAACGUCUAUUCUUUCCUAUCGUUGGUUCUACAAGGAGUCGAAUGGAAAGAUUAA
Messenger RNA from Dimorphilus gyrociliatus, 2262 nucleotides. The record is from the annotation of a GenBank genome assembly. NCBI's taxonomy places the organism in Eukaryota, Metazoa, Annelida, Polychaeta, Dinophilidae.